Sus scrofa (pig) is the source of this 3307-nucleotide messenger RNA. It is a transcript of the gene TM9SF2, whose product is annotated as transmembrane 9 superfamily member 2. Lineage: Eukaryota; Metazoa; Chordata; Mammalia; Artiodactyla; Suidae. Gene Ontology annotation, cellular component: membrane. The record is from RefSeq and is a predicted model, not a curated record. Gene Ontology annotation, biological process: protein localization to membrane.
UCAGAGUUCCUCGGGUGAGAGACCUGGCAUGGUCACUGCUGUGGCCCCUGUUUGAUCCCUGGCCCCCAAAACUUCCACAUGCCUCAGGUGUUGCCAAAAACCAAAAAACACAAGUUUCUCCCUGAAAAAUACUCAAAAAAUGCACUGCACAAACAAAUCCGUCUGUAUACAGCAAAGAAGGGCAUGGCAUCACUUCAAUAGGAAAAGCAACAGAGACGUGCUCAAGGAUGAUGAUACCAGAUUCCUAUUUUGCUGGAACUGCUUUGCUUACUGGGGUGCGGAAACCGCGGGAAACUGAGACAAAGCAGAAAGCUUGCGGCGCCGGCGCCGGGCCCCAAGGGAGCUCUAGAUCGGAAUUUGGAAUCGGAACGUGAGUGCUGGAACCUCCCUCACAGCAACCACUCCAGCCGGACCGCUGAAAACCUGGAAAGUGGAUUUCCUCCACUCCGGCUCCCGGAAACUCCUGGGGGCGCCUGCGGCCGCUCUCACUGAGCAUGUGCAGGCGGCGUUGCGCAUGCUCCGUCGAGGCCCGGUUCGGUUUCUGUUGCGGAACCCGUGGUGUCUCCUAGCGCAACCGGAACUGUCCGUCGCGGGGCCGGCCUCCCUCAGCUCCGGCGGCCUGGUCCUCGUCUCCGAGCCUCCCCGUCCCUCCUUCCCUCUUCACCCCCGCGGCUCGGCUGCCCUUUCCCCGGAACAGCCGUCAUGAGCGCCAGGCUGUCGGCGUCGUUUCCAUCUCGGUGGCCGCGGCUGUGGCUGCUGUCGCUGCUCCUGCUGGGGGCCGCCCCGGGCCCGCGUCGGGGCGCCGCUUUCUACCUGCCCGGCCUGGCGCCCGUCAACUUCUGCGACGUAGAAAAAAAGAGCGACGAGUGCAAGACUGAAAUAGAACUAUUUGUGAACAGGCUUGACUCAGUGGAAUCUGUUCUUCCCUAUGAAUAUACAGCGUUUGAUUUUUGCCAAGCGUCAGAAGGAAAACGCCCAUCUGAAAAUCUUGGUCAGGUAUUAUUCGGGGAAAGAAUUGAACCAUCACCAUAUAAGUUCAAAUUUAAUAAGGAGGAGACCUGUACGCUUGUUUGUACAAAAACAUACCACACAGAGAAAGCUGAAGACAAACAAAAAUUAGAGUUCUUGAAAAAAAGCAUGUUACUGAAUUAUCAACAUCACUGGAUUGUGGAUAAUAUGCCUGUAACGUGGUGUUACGAUGUUGAAGAUGGUCAGAGGUACUGUAAUCCUGGAUUUCCUAUUGGCUGUUACAUUACAGAUAAAGGCCAUGCAAAAGAUGCCUGUGUUAUUAAUUCAGAAUUCCACGAAAGAGAUACAUUUUACAUCUUCAACCAUGUUGACAUCAAGAUACACUAUCAUGUUGUUGAAACUGGAUCCAUGGGAGCAAGAUUAGUGGCUGCUAAACUUGAACCAAAAAGCUUCAAACACACCCAUAUAGAUAAACCAGACUGCUCCGGGCCCCCCAUGGAUAUAAGUAACAAGGCUUCUGGGGAGAUCAAAAUUGCCUAUACGUACUCUGUUAGCUUUGAGGAAGAUAAGAAGAUCAGAUGGGCAUCUAGAUGGGACUACAUUUUGGAAUCUAUGCCUCAUACCCACAUUCAGUGGUUUAGCAUCAUGAAUUCCCUGGUCAUUGUCCUCUUCUUGUCUGGAAUGGUGGCUAUGAUUAUGCUACGGACACUGCAUAAAGAUAUUGCCAGAUAUAAUCAGAUGGAUUCUACAGAGGAUGCCCAGGAAGAAUUUGGCUGGAAACUAGUUCAUGGUGAUAUAUUCCGUCCUCCAAGAAAAGGGAUGCUGCUCUCAGUCUUUCUGGGAUCAGGGACGCAGAUUUUAAUCAUGACUUUUGUGACUCUGUUCUUUGCUUGCCUGGGAUUUUUGUCACCUGCCAACAGAGGAGCACUGAUGACUUGUGCUGUGGUCUUGUGGGUGUUGCUGGGCACUCCUGCGGGCUAUGUCGCUGCCAGAUUCUAUAAGUCCUUUGGAGGUGAGAAGUGGAAAACAAACGUUUUAUUGACAUCAUUUCUUUGUCCUGGGAUUGUAUUUGCUGACUUCUUUAUAAUGAAUCUGAUUCUGUGGGGAGAAGGAUCUUCAGCGGCUAUUCCCUUUGGGACGUUGGUUGCCAUAUUGGCUCUUUGGUUCUGCAUAUCUGUGCCUCUGACGUUUAUUGGUGCAUACUUUGGUUUUAAGAAGAAUGCUAUUGAACACCCAGUUCGAACCAAUCAGAUUCCACGUCAGAUUCCUGAACAGUCCUUCUACACAAAGCCGCUGCCUGGUAUUGUCAUGGGAGGGAUUUUGCCCUUUGGCUGCAUCUUUAUACAGCUUUUCUUCAUUCUGAAUAGCAUUUGGUCACACCAGAUGUAUUACAUGUUUGGCUUCCUGUUCCUGGUGUUUAUCAUUUUGGUUAUUACUUGUUCUGAAGCAACUAUACUUCUUUGCUAUUUCCACCUGUGUGCAGAGGAUUAUCAUUGGCAAUGGCGUUCAUUCCUUACCAGUGGCUUUACUGCAGUUUAUUUCUUAAUAUAUGCAAUACACUACUUCUUUUCAAAACUGCAAAUCACAGGAACAGCAAGUACAAUUCUGUACUUUGGUUAUACCAUGAUAAUGGUUCUGAUCUUCUUUCUUUUUACAGGAACAAUUGGCUUCUUUGCAUGCUUUUGGUUUGUUACCAAAAUAUACAGUGUGGUGAAGGUUGACUGAAGAAGCCCGGUGUGUCUGGUUAAAACAGAAAUAAAUUAACUUCAUCAACAAAGACUUGUUUUUGUGACUACCUUGAGUUUUAUCAGACUUAUUGGCCUAGUAAUCCUUCAGAAACAACGUAAUUCUAAAUAAACCUCUUCCCGUACACCUGUCCCCACAGAAUGUGUUCUCAACACUAAAACAUUUGUAUUGUGAUUUGAUUAAGCAUAUAUUCAGUUGUUCUCAAUGAAGAGCAAAUUUAAAUAUUAUGUGCAUUUGUAAAUACAAUAGCUAUAAAAUUUUCCAUACUUCUAAUGGCAAAUAGAGGAGGCCAUAUUAAACAAUACUGAUGAAAUACAGGACAGUUCCUUGUAAAUAGGAUUUUCUAGGCUCGGUAGGUGGGAAGAAUUAUUUUUCUUUGAAGGAAGUAACUUUUUAUCAUGGUAAUUUUGAAGGAUGAUUCGUAUGGUGUGUACUGGGGGGAUGUGGCUUUAAAAAAAAUCUUGUAUUGUUGUAAGUGUUCCUAUCUUCUGUGUUGACUUCAUUAUUCCCAUGGUAUUGGCCUUUUAAACUAUGUGCCUCUGAGUCUUUCAAUUUAUAAAUUUGUUAUCUUAAUAAAUAUUGUAAAAACGUC